Molecule: messenger RNA, 831 nt
Organism: Micropterus dolomieu (smallmouth bass)
Lineage: Eukaryota; Metazoa; Chordata; Actinopteri; Centrarchiformes; Centrarchidae
Product: GTPase IMAP family member 7-like
Exons: 3
Coding region: 13-831 (272 amino acids)
Molecular function (GO): GTP binding
Source: RefSeq, a predicted model, not a curated record
CAUAACCCAAGGAUGGCCAGUAAAAAUACCAGAAAUGCCAUCCCAUCUGAACUGUGCAGAUACAAUAAUGAGGAGCUCAGGAUUGUGAUGGUGGGGAAGACUGGAGUUGGGAAGAGCGCCACAGGAAACACCAUUCUGGGAAAACAAUACUUCAAAUCAAAGUUCUCCCCUAAAUCUUUAACUGAACACUGUAAUAAGGCCAAUGGUGAGGUGGACGGACAAGCAGUUGCAGUUAUUGACACUCCGGGUCUGUUUGACACCAGGAGUGAUCAAGAGAAAACAGUUAAAGAUUUUGCCCAGUGCUUUUCUUUUGCGUCUCCUGGACCCCAUAUCUUCCUGGUCGUCAUCAGACUGGGCAGAUACACAGAGGAAGAAAAGCAGACGGUGCAGAAAAUUCAAGAAAUAUUUGGAGAGGAAGCAGACAAAUACAGCAUGGUUCUCUUUACCCAUGGUGACCUGCUCAAAGGGGAACCAAUUGAGGAGUUCUUGAGGGACAGUGAAGACCUGCAGGCACUUGUGGGCAGAUGUAACGGCCAGUACCAUGUCUUCAAUAAUGACCUGAAACAUUGUUCUCAGGUAAGUGAGCUGCUUAAGAAGAUCAGAAACAUAACCGAGAAGAACGGAGGAAGCCAUUACACCACUGAAAUGUUCCAGAGGGCAGAGAAGAAGAUUGAAGAGGAAAAACAACGUAUCCUUUUAGAGAAUAAAGAGCCAAUCUGCAAAGAGCAGGAGGAACUGGAGAAGACAAUAAAGGGAAAGUAUGAGCAACAAAUGAGGGAGGUGAAAGAUGACAAGGAGAGGAUAGAGAAAUUAAGGGCAGCUCACUUUUAG